Aureobasidium pullulans EXF-150 is the source of this 2663-nucleotide messenger RNA. Its product is annotated as ABC1-domain-containing protein. The record is from RefSeq and is a predicted model, not a curated record. Gene Ontology annotation, biological process: ubiquinone biosynthetic process. The transcript has 2 exons. Bases 75 to 2663 code for a protein of 862 amino acids. Gene Ontology annotation, cellular component: extrinsic component of mitochondrial inner membrane. NCBI's taxonomy places the organism in Eukaryota, Fungi, Ascomycota, Dothideomycetes, Dothideales, Saccotheciaceae. Gene Ontology annotation, molecular function: kinase activity.
CGCGCGGGCGAAAGUCGAACAGCAACUCAACUAUGAGCACGAAAUAUCGAUAGGGAGACAAUUGAGACAACACAAUGGCGGGCAGACGGCUGCUAGACGCGGCUAGACUCUUCAGCGCAUCUGGAUCGAUAGCGAAACACCAUUUCAACAUCCGCGCGCAACAAUGGGAACUCUUUACGCAGACUUCGAGUCUGGCAAAGGCUGUCAAGAACCAGACAGAUCGCGUGACCCUUACGGCAAGAGCUGCAUAUGCCCUUUCGCGGAGGGUCAACGAAACUGGACCUUCAUACCCACAGACGAGUCGACAUGAGGAACCGAUACCCCGUGAAGAGACGGUUCAAGGUGCAGACAGGCCCGACAUACACGAGGAAGGAUUGAGUCAGGAUCACCAUUGGGAGAGGUCCGAGGAAAACGCUGCUGCAGAAGCACCCCCAAAGGACGAUUUGCACAUCACACAAGAAAAGGCGCGUCGCCAUCCUCUACCCGACGGCACGAUACCUCCUGAAGGCGCAAUUCUCGAUCCGUCGCCGAGUCGCCAGGGUACAGACACCUUCAGUCAACGACCAGUAACGGACGCCCCCAAGGACCCUCUGGCAGACCAGCAAUCCAUCAUCAAAGACCUGCACCCUACAGAGUCAGGUGCUUCUACUAUCCCCACGCCGGCUACACAAGAUAGUCAUGCCGAUCAUACAGUCAAGAUGCAGCGUAUGGCCGAGUUCCAGAUUCCCUCCGUCUCCGGUAGCUCUCAAUCCAUCUCCACACCUGGACAGGACACCUUCAAUACGAGACCUACGGAGUCAUCCGUCGAACUAUCCUCUCUACCUCGCACGAAAAUCCCCAAAUCUGUCGAAGAUACUCAGGGUGGUGAUGAUCAUGUCAAGGACGGCCAAAUUAACCAGGAUGUCUUCUACUCAUCCAAGGGUCACCCUGCUCAACCGCCAAUUCCAAAGCAAGAGGCCAUUCCCGCACAGGACGAAGCGCCUGAAGGCAUCAACACUGACAUUUUCCACAGUCCCAGAGUUGCAUCUCUACUCAAUAGUGGAGGUAGAGAAGACCGAAGAAAGGCUUACGAGCUUAAGAUGAAGGCUGCAAGGAAAGACACUUUCAGCGCAAGGCCGGGUGUGUCAUCGCCGGAGUCUGCUACUUCGGCUUCAGUCGCUGAGCCUGUUGCACCUGUCGCUGAAGCCAAGUCGCAAAUCAGCGACAAGGAGACACAAGAGCUGGCCGAUGCCAUGGCUGCCGAUGCUACUGCUGCCUCCUCAUCCCCUGCGCUCGAGUCUGACAAGCCAGCCACUCCUUACCAACUACGUGAAUCUGCCGUACCUUCCUCUCGCUUUGGUAGACUCUGGCAAUAUGGCGGUCUAGCUACAAGCAUGGCCUUCGGUGCUGUAGGCGAAAGCCUACGAAGAGUGACUGGAGGCGCUGCAGCAGCCGCGAGUGGUUCGCUCUUGCUUAGCCCCGCCAACAUGGAAAGACUUGUUGCUAAGUUGUCCCGCAUGCGUGGUGCAGCACUCAAGCUUGGUCAGAUGAUGAGUUUCCAAGACUCCAAGAUGUUGCCUCCAGCCAUCAAUGCCGUACUUCAACGUGUGCAAGACAGUGCUGAUUAUAUGCCUCCAUGGCAACGCAACAAGCAACUUGCUGCUAAUCUCGGUGCUGACUGGAAAGAUCUGUUCUCGAGUUUCGAAGAUGUGCCUAUAGCUGCUGCAUCCAUCGGCCAAGUUCACCGCGCUACUUUGGCUUCCAAUGGUCGCGAAGUCGCCGUCAAAAUCCAGUACCCCGGUGUUCGUGGCAGUAUCGAUAGCGAUCUCAACAACCUCUCUCUUCUCCUCACAGCAUCACGCCUUCUUCCCCCUGGCCUCUUCCUCGACAAGACAAUUGCCAAUGCUCGCACUGAGCUAGGCUGGGAAUGCGACUAUACACGUGAAGCAGAAUGCGGUACCCGUUUCGCCUCUCUCCUCAAGGACGAGACCGCCACUUUCCGUGUCCCUGAAGUCUUUCUCGAAGCAUGUGGCCCUGAAGUUUUGACCGCCGAGCUCAUGCACGGCAAAGGCGCAACCAAAAUCCCCGACCUUAGCCAAGAAGAAAGAGACUGGAUAGGUACUCAAGUCCUCCGCCUCUGCCUACGCGAACUCAUGGAAUGGCGUUUCAUGCAAACCGAUCCCAAUUGGACAAAUUUCCUCUACAACCGUGGCACUUCUGCUUCAGAGCGCAAAUUGGAGCUUCUAGACUUUGGAGCUUCCAGAGAGUUCCCAGAGACGUUUGUAACCCCCUAUGUGCAGCUGCUCAUUGCAGCAUCUACUCACGACCGCACUGCCUGCCGCGAUCUUUCCAUCAAACUCGGCUACCUCACCGGUGCCGAAAGCGACGCCAUGCUGACCGCCCACGUCGACUCCAUUCUCACUCUCGCCGAACCUUUUGACUCUGGUCGUGCGUCAGAAUUCUACGACUUCAAGAACCAGACCAUCACCGACCGAGUGAGGGAAAAGAUUGGUCUGAUGGUCAGAGAACGAUUGGCACCGCCGCCAGAGGAAACUUAUUCGUUGCAUAGAAAAUUGAGUGGUGCUUUCUUGUUGUGUGCGAGAUUGGGUGCUAACGUGCCGGCGAAGAAGUUGUUUGAGGAUGCUGUUGCAAAGUGGAGGGAGACUAGAGGUAAGAAGGCUUAA